CCUGAUCUCGUUGCUGUUGUAAGCCGUAUUCUGGACGAACUUCUGUCUCCGCUGCGUCGUAUCAGCAUCGAGAAAGCGGAGAUUUCAGCACUGAAAGCUCUGGUGCUGCUGCAUCCGGAUGUGAUGGGCUUGACGAUUACGUCACGUGAAAAACUGCGUGAUGCUCGUGACGGUGUACUGCGUGCAUUGUUUGCCUACCUCAGACAAAUGCUGUCACCUGCAGAUGCCUCGGUACGUCUCAGCAAUCUGCUCCUCGUCAUACCCUCCGUAUAUUCGAUUGCGCAAAAUCUGGCGCAGAGCAGUCAACUUGGCGUCCUCUUCGCUCCUGACAUCUACGACAGCUAUGCCAUUGCCGAUCAAAAUGUUCAUGACAUGAAAUUCACAUGGAUGAGCACAUAUCGCGACCGCAAGACAGGUUACUGGGAAAGUGCAGUAAGGAUUCUCGGAAAAAUAAGUGUGCAGCCGUUUUAUUCUCAGAAUAAGCCAGUGAUUAUAGCAAACGGCAGCGAGGUUACGCCGUGA
Gongylonema pulchrum is the source of this 522-nucleotide messenger RNA. Lineage: Eukaryota; Metazoa; Nematoda; Chromadorea; Rhabditida; Gongylonematidae. The record is from the annotation of a GenBank genome assembly.